Coffea arabica (coffee) is the source of this 1166-nucleotide messenger RNA. NCBI's taxonomy places the organism in Eukaryota, Viridiplantae, Streptophyta, Magnoliopsida, Gentianales, Rubiaceae. The record is from RefSeq and is a predicted model, not a curated record.
AAUAAAAAGGAGGGAAAAUAUGACUCUGUUUCUGCAUUAUCUAUUUGUGAGGGGCUUGUGAGAUGUUUCACCUAGAAAAGCUGAAUUGAAAUAGUUCUUUAGCUCGCUUUCAAGAAGGGUAUCCUAUGUCAGUGGAAUUUUCCAUUCAGUUAUCAGGAUAAGAAUGUAUGUAUUGCGGAUGUUUAUGAGAAUUGAUCUGCAAUUCCUAAAUUUGUGUUGCUGAUCAACAUUCUUUAUUUUAGUACUUUAGCUGGUAAUUUUACAGUAUAGUUCCUACAAAAGGUCGAAUUAAUUUUUUCACCAGAACAAGGCUAUUUCUGGUACCAGCAAAGAAUACCUGAAUGAUAACAUUCAUGUUAAUUUUUGGUUAAUCGGUAUUGUUCACAAUUAAUUGUUUUCAGUGCACAACUUUAUAAUGAUGCUAAAACAGGCAGUUAAUCAGGUCUAGCUGUUGAACCACAACAAGCACGAAAAUGAAAAGGCUGCUGAAAUUGACAUGGCUGUGGUUGCGUAAUCUAGUAAAGAUACCUCAGCCAGUUCGAAUAUCAUUACGGGAUAAAGCAAUAGCAGUCGCAGGAAGAGUUUCUGUAGUCAAAGUUCGAGACUCUAUGCAGGUUUGUUGUCCUGUAUGCACAGAAGCGAUUUCCUCUCCACUUGACUCUGAUGUGAAAAUGAUACUAGCAGUGCACCUGAGUUUAUGGCACGCUGAGGAUGUUAACUUGCAAUGGGACAUUAUGCAGAAGAAGAAAGAUUCAGUUCUUCAUUUGCCUUCCUUAGUUGUUGGAGUAGGAAUAGCUGCUGGUGUUGGAGUACUGUUGACUUUUCUGGCAAAAAAUAGGGCUCAAGCUUUGGUAGGGAAUACAGUGAGACAACCGAGAUUCAAGGAAAGGUAGUGGUGCAUGACCUAUUGGCUUUGUACCAGUAGUGAUAUACUCUUUUACCUACUCGUCAUAUGGCAGGAUGAAUAUCUCUUGCUUUAUUUGGCUAAAAUUGCCAAGUUUGUAGAGUUCACCAUUUUUUGUCAAAAAGGAAACUUGGAUUAUCGUAAAUUUUGAGGGGCCUGUGUAUGAAAAGGUUUAGAAGUGAGGACUUAACAUGUGUUUGUAAACUUUCUAGCGGUGAAUUAUGUAUCUCUUUUUGGGUAUACUAGCUCCUUAAUUUUGACA